AUGGAGUUGUUAAGAGCUAGCUAUGGAAUUGAGAAGCUUCAAGACUUGGUGCGUGAGCGUCGUAGGCUAGUUGAAACGUUACAUAUGAAUCCCUCUACCAAUGACACGAUAAACUUAAAGAAACAGCUAAAUGCUACGAUAGAAUCAUUGAAACAGGCAGAAGAUAACGCUGCAGGUAGUGAGAAUUUGGAACUUGAAAGCUUGAUCAACAAAUAUAAUUUGGUAGUGGCCGACAUUCCAGACCAGGCAGUGGAAAAGGGACUUUACACUUUCAUGAAGAAGAUCAAACCCAGCAGUAAACUCAGUACGUCAAGCACACCAGAAUCGAAGAAAGUGCGUUUCAAAGAUAAUCUUGCUGAGUUUCAGGAUCACCCCGGGGAGCCAUCAGUCGAUUCUGAGAUUCAGUUUGAACCUUUUAGAGACGAAGUCGAAUUUCAAAAUGAUGACCAAGAAGCAGAAAGAAACAGGCUAUUUGGUGACGACAAUAGAAGCACAUUAAAUAGCAAGCCUUUGACAAUAGCGCCGCAGCUCUCGAACCAGGAAAUGUUUAUUCAACAGCAGCAACAGUUGCUUGAACAAGACACCCAUUUGGAAGACCUCUCGAGAUCCGUUCAGAAAGGGCAUGGUCUUUCGUUGGACAUUCAUCACGAGCUGACUGACCAAAAUGAUAGUGUUCUGCGAGAUCUGGAGAGUCUAGUCGAUAACAGCGGCAGAAACCUGGAUCGUGCAAAGAAAAAGCUGCACGUGUAUGAGAAAACAGCUCGAGAAAAUGGACCGUGCUUAAUCAUCGUGCUGCUUGUUUUUAUACUGGUGUUACUGUUGGUGAUUCUGUAA
This is a messenger RNA of Lachancea lanzarotensis, 834 nucleotides long. It is a transcript of the gene SYN8, whose product is annotated as LALA0S09e07030g1_1. Gene Ontology annotation, cellular component: SNARE complex; endomembrane system. The record is from RefSeq and is a predicted model, not a curated record. Gene Ontology annotation, molecular function: SNARE binding; SNAP receptor activity. The transcript has a single exon. Lineage: Eukaryota; Fungi; Ascomycota; Saccharomycetes; Saccharomycetales; Saccharomycetaceae. Bases 1 to 834 code for a protein of 277 amino acids. Gene Ontology annotation, biological process: intracellular protein transport; vesicle fusion.